Paralichthys olivaceus (Japanese flounder) is the source of this 2260-nucleotide messenger RNA. RefSeq names its product somatomedin-B and thrombospondin type-1 domain-containing protein. Lineage: Eukaryota; Metazoa; Chordata; Actinopteri; Pleuronectiformes; Paralichthyidae. The record is from RefSeq and is a predicted model, not a curated record.
CCAACAGUAGCUCCAAGGGGCGGUGUCCGACAGAGGAGGAGAGCUGGUGCGCACACAAGCUCCACUUUUACGCAUCAGUUGUUCACCGCAGCAGUCAUCUCGUCCUCCUCGUGAAUAGGACCAUGUUGUGCUUGGAUUCUAUAUAGAAAACAUAAUCUGUGACGUGAUAGUGUAAUCUAGUUUCAAGCACGACCCAAAGUGAAGGAUACACCAGCAGAGUGCGUGCGCGUGGAGCAAGUGGACCCAGAGAAGUUUCCGUCAUGGGAGCGCGUGGAUGGAGCUCGGCGCGUCUUGGGUUCGUCGUUUGUGGAUAUUUGGUGUUUUUCUGCGCGGAGAUUGUUCCAGGGGCGGAAGCGGGCUGCAGGGAGAGGGAGAGCCCGAACUGCUGCACCGGCCGGAAUAACGACUGCUCCGAGUACAGCAAGAGAAAAACUGUGUGCUACUGUGAUACCUACUGUCAGAAGACCGGAGACUGCUGCGAGGACUAUCAGCGUGUGUGCCAAAUAUCUGCAGCCAUUGACUGUGUGGUGGGAUCAUGGGGUCCCUGGUCGUCAUGCACAUCUCCGUGUGGAGUCGGCAGCACAGAAAGGAGUCGCCAAGUUUCUGUUCCCCCCAGAAACGGAGGUACGCCCUGUCCAGACCUCAAACAGCGUCGAGGAUGCUUCGGAAACAACGCCAUAUGCAGCACUGCCAAAGAGGUGGCGAAGAUCCUGCCUGAUUCUUUCAAGAGGAACUUCAAAGACCCGUGGAGACGACCACACAUGCUGAUGAAGGAGGAGAAGGCCAGUUACUGUGUGUACCUGCGGGUGAAACAGGCCAGUGCAGCAUGUAAACUCAAACUGUGGAGUGCUCAGCUUGUGAGAGAGAGGCUGGUCUGCGCUGAGUGUCAGAGUGACGCCAUGUCGAAGUCCGACCUCUGUGGAGGGGACGGCCGGGAGAGCACCAGAACGUUCUGGGCAGCAGCUUCAGUCCCAGGAUGUCAUGGUUCCUGGGUACGGGAGUCGUCUUCAGAGGGCUGCCACUGUCCUCCCUACUCUGUGCUCUUUGUGUGAACAUUCAAACCCCAGACAUCCGUGUGCAGGGACGACAUCCCCCUGGACGCCUCCUGCUCACUGUGGAGCGCCCUGCCAGCCAAGCCAGAUUCCUGGAUGGGUAACUCAAGGAGAUCAACAGCAUCCUGCCACUUUUUGUUUUUUUCACCUCAUAAUCUGUACUGUAUAAACUAUUACUAUAAGCACACAGAAAUCCUUGCAUUUUACUUCAGAUUUUACAGCCACAUUAUGUACUUUUUCUCCUAUAAAGCACAGCAACAUCUAAAUACCUUUUUACCUCUCAAUCUUUGCUAUCUACCUCCAUCAAUGCAAAUGCAUUUGUUAAUGCAUAAUGUAUAAAUAUAUAAAUAUAUUAUUUUGCUUUAUACAUUUUCUACUUUUGAUUGUUUAUGUGUAAUGUAUAUGUGUCUAUAUAACUACACUUGUUGUAUCCAACAGUUUAAACACCAAACACCCAGUAAUUCACAGGGCCCUAAAUCACCUGCUGGUUAGAGAUACUGAAAACUGGUUCAAAUUGUAUCCAUCGCUAGAAUCCUUAAGCCAAUAUAUGUGUAUUUUUACAGUUUUGUCCCUGUGAUCAUUUCUUUUUAAACAAAACAUUAAUGCCAGCAAGUCAAGGUGAAUAUCAGGUAUUGAUUCUCAGGUGCUUACAUUUGUGUCUUUGUCUCCCAUCAAGCUUCCUCGUUCACGUCUGCCUCCUCUUAUAGUGAGUCAUUGAUGUUUUUUAGUGUUUGGAUCUAAUAUUGUUGGAGAGGAAAAAGAGCCAUUUAAGAGAAUUUCACUCUGGUUCUCUCUGUCCUCUGUGGCCAAGACUGAAAGGAAUGGCUUUGUUGAUGUUUUCUUUGUCUCACUGGCUGUUUUUCAAAAAACCUUUUAGAUUCCAAUAACAGUAUCUUCAUUUUGAUAAUCAGCAAAGUGUCCUCCCACCUCCUCGCCCUGCUCUUCCUUUUCUUCUCUCCUCUGGCUUCAUGUUUUCUCUCAGAGAAACUGUUGAAAAACACAAAUUUCCCCACAUCUCUUGUUCCACUGGUUUUAUACGAGGACUCGUGUAUUGCCAGUAAAACACUUUCCUCCCUGGAACUCUGUGACUUUCUCUCCCAUGUCUGUGCCUGUGUUUGUGUGUUUAUUUAUUAUAAAACAAGCAAUGAUUUUAUUAGUGCAGCGCAGCAUACUCUGUACACUGUCCAUUAGUAAGAAAAUAAACAACU